Molecule: messenger RNA, 3518 nt
Organism: Penaeus vannamei (Pacific white shrimp)
Lineage: Eukaryota; Metazoa; Arthropoda; Malacostraca; Decapoda; Penaeidae
Product: RING finger protein 141-like
Biological process (GO): protein autoubiquitination
Molecular function (GO): metal ion binding; ubiquitin-protein transferase activity
Source: RefSeq, a predicted model, not a curated record
CACUGUAAUAAGACACUUACAUAGAUGAAAACUGGAACUUUCAUGCAGUUGAAGUGUAAUUAAAAUUCUGCUAAUUAUGUGAUAUAGAAAAAGAAAUCUAGAAGCCAGCUUUCCUGAAACAACAAGUAAAACUAAGGUAAGAUGGGUCAAGGCAACAGCAACCCUUUACGGGAGAACCUGGAGUCCCUUCACAACCAGCUGAUGAGACAAGCCGGUGCCGAUUACGACAUCGCGACCACCACCACACUCACCUACGACCACUUCCUAGGAUACAUUACACAACUGAAUCAAAUAUGUAGAGAGUACAAAGAUAGCGAGGGUCACGUCCUUGUAUUUGCUGUGAAGAAAGGUACAGAUUCCACGAUAUUCUGGAAAGCAACAGUUCGUAUUGCAUGUGUGAAACUCAAUACAUCGACAAAUAAGGUCCAAUCGUACAGGCUUCUCAAUAUACGACAAUUUCUACAGGUAUUCCGUCGUAUAACAUAUGAGUGCACAGGUGGCUCCUUAGGUGGUGUUGAAGGCAUGCUUGGUGUUGAUUCUGCAGAUGGCAGUUCAGCUGUGCGGAGCGAGGAAGUGUCUGUCCCUCCUACUAUGGCAGCGUCGAUGGUCCUGGGAAGGAUGCAGGAGCUCCAGGGCGGGACAGGAAACCCCUUGCAGGAGGAAGAUCUACGAAGUGAUGGUGCCACGGGGACCUGCGGAACGAGUCUGGAGGAGUGCGUCAUCUGCCUGGAGAGACGGCCGGAUGUGAUCCUCCCCUGCGCCCACGCCUACUGCCUCCCCUGCAUCGAGCAAUGGUGGGAAUAUGCUAGCCCCUCCUCUCAAGAAUGUACUUCCAGCAGUGUUGUGUACUCCAUGUCUGUUGUGGACAAGACGUGCCCCGUGUGUCGCGAGUCAUUGAAGAGCACAGACGAUACUUGGGUGCUGUCGGAAGUGCCAGACGACGACCAGGUUAACGAAGAGAUCCGCAGAACGUUGAUCGGCUUGGCAGGAGACAAGGCUCAGAGUCCUAUGUAAAAAGCAGAAGAAGGAAAAAUGAGAAGGGAGAAUCAAUAAAGUAAAAGAAGUAAGAGGAAUAAAAACAAUCAGGAAUUGUGGAAAAUAAAUCUGAAUUUCUUUUUCUUUGAAACUGUAAAUAGCAAAUAUAGUACAUGAAGUACAGAUUUUACAAUACAUAAUUAUUUGGAAUCUUUAUAAUGAGUGAAUAUAAUUUUUUUGCUCUUUUUUUGAAGUGGCAGUCAUAGAUAAUGCCAUACUCUAUGAAUGAGUUUAAGCUAGAAACUCCGGACUUACUGGAACUGGCAUAAUGUAGGAUUUUGACUUCAAGAAAAAUGAAAUAUCGGUACACGAGAUCAAAAGUGUAUAGUACCGCAGGAGAGCAUUUUGUAUGCCAAAAAUAAGAGCAAAGGAAAAUUAUACCAUACAUUUCCUUCUACCACAAUUGAGGACUUUUUAAGGAGGUGUCCAAAUGUUGUGAUGUUAUUCACAGUGUGGAGAUGAGUGUGAAAUAUUUUACUUAAAAAGAUACAUAGAUAGAUGAAUACAUAAAUGCAUAGAAAGGAAAGGCUCUGAGUUUUAAGUGCCUCAAAGAAAAGGGUCUUUGUAAAUUGUGAAUCUCGGAAUUAUAAAUGCUGUUUUUGUUAUCAUUACAAUUAUGAUAUAGACAAUAAAAAUGCAUUCCCAUUUCCCAAGACAAAAGCCAGUAGGUGAAGAUUAGUAAAGCUAACUUACAAGAGGUCCGUGCUUCAGAAUGCUAUGUUUGGGCUGUCAUAAUAACUGUAGUGCAGAGUUAUCAUAGGGAAAAGAUGACACUCCAAAUGCCAAGCAGUCAGGCAUUAAUUUUUUCAGGACUAAUAAUCAAAGCAAGAAGAUUAUUUACAUAAGCCUUUUCUCACAUUAUGUAUUUAUUUUUAUUGUUUUCCUAUAAUCUUAAUCAUUUUUUCCCAUUAUUUGUUUCACAUUCGGUUGAUUCAAACAAGUCACUGUGAACUCAACGACGAAAAUUCUUUAUUGACUCAUAGUUUGCCUGCGGACUCUGCUGUGGCAAAAGUUAUUGUACUAUGAAUAUGUAAAUAUAUAUAUAUAUGCAUGUGUAUUUUUAGCCCCUUAUAUGGAUACAGCUAAUGGUUUUAUACAGAAUAAUCCAUGCAAUUGUAUAAUGGAAGCAUCAUACCAAAUACAUUAAUAUUACUUGUAAUAAAUAGUUUUAUUCAUCUAGUCAUGCAUUUAGCAGUUUAUGGAAAUUCAGUGUGUAAUUUUCACAUGAAGAGCUGUGGCAUUGUGCUUACAAUUUGUAAUUCUGUAUUAUCAGACUCAGGAUUAAGCUGGAUAUUGUAUCUGCUUUAUUGAGAGUGUCUUCAUAAAUACAAGGUUUUAGGACAUCAGAUACUGUAAUGAGUAAUGUUUUUUUGCAGUGAACAUACAAGGAAGUUUGUUGGACUUAAGAUAGUAAGGCUAUAUAAGAAAAGAAAAACAUUGUUUGGUUAGUAUCCUCCACCUUUCAAUCUGGGAAGACUCAAAUCAUAAUUUUUUUUUACAUAUGUAUCCAUUUUAUUUUAUAUUUAAUUUAUGAUGGGUUAAGAUCUAUAUACCACAGACAGUGUACAUCAGUACUUGAUACAUACUAGUCUGGCUGCAUGAACAGGAUUCAUAGCAUUUCUUGCAUUAAUUUCAUAAAGAGAAAAGAAAUUUACUUGGGCUGGAGGGAAUGCUAACCAAAUAUUUUUUUGUAUGGCCUAAUUAUGUCCAUUGAGAUAAAUAUGUAUUGUAGCUCUUUUGCUUGAGGAACAGAUUGCUUUGAAGUACUUACUUAAAAUCACACUUCUUACUUACUUUGUAGUGGGUAUGGUUCAAACACAGGUUGAAAUUAUUGAACACAGUGGAGAAAGGAAUGUCCUGUGGCUGUCAAAAAAUUAGUGUUUUGUAUAUCAAAGGUCCCUCUAAUUUUGUGCUCUAGGUGAUAACUUCAAGUGUAUAAAGGAACCUUAUAGAUGUAUGUAGUCUUUGUUUUGAGUAAGAUUUACACAUAAAGACUAAUUGUAAGUUCUGACUAGAUGUGGUAAAGAAUGUGAAACUGAUGAUUUAAAAGCAUUCACUAUUUCUAGAAGUAAAUUGUGACUUCGGGGGGUAUAUAAUCUUUGCUAUUGAUGUAUUUUUCUGUCAGUAAUCAAGAAAGAGAGUUGGCUGACAUGUGAACAAUAGUUGAUGUUCAGAUAUUGUGAUAUGGUUUUAACAUACUUUUUGGUCUUGUGGAAUGUUAACAUUGAAGAGGAAUUGAAAAAUUAAGAAUAUAUAUGAAUUGUUAUGUUCAUGAUUUCUCAACACACAGGUCUUAUGGUUGCCGUGGAUAGUAUUAUUUAGCACAAGUGGUGUAAGCUUUACAAAAUGUGACUUUGCUUUGAAGAAAUGUUUACAGAUUUUAUUAUUCUGUGGGCUCUUAAAGGCUUAGCUACAAAAAUAUGUAGUACAGGUAGUAAAUAAUGAGGAGUUGAACUGUUUUAAUAAAAUUAAAAUGAUUUUUA